AUGGGAGUACCGGCGUUUUACCGGUGGUUAGCGGAGAAGUAUCCGUUGAUAGUAUCGGACGUCGUCGAGGAAGAGGCUGUCGAAAUCGAGGGAAUCAAGAUCCCGGUGGACACCAGCAAACCUAACCCUAACGAUCUCGAAUACGAUAAUCUCUACCUUGACAUGAACGGUAUCAUCCAUCCUUGCUUCCACCCUGAAGACAGGCCAUCUCCGACUACCUUUGAGGAGGUGUUUCAGUGUAUGUUUGACUAUAUUGAUAGGCUGUUUGUGAUGGUGCGGCCCAGGAAGCUGCUCUACAUGGCUAUUGAUGGUGUUGCUCCAAGAGCUAAAAUGAAUCAACAGCGGUCUAGACGGUUUAGAUCUGCUAAAGAUGCAUCUGAUGCUGCUGCUGAAGAAGAAAAGCUGCGAGAGGAGUUUGAGAGGGAGGGUAGAAAACUCCCUCCUAAAAUUAACUCUCAAGUGUUUGAUUCCAACGUUAUUACACCUGGAACAGAGUUCAUGGGUGUUCUCUCUAUCGCUUUGCAAUAUUAUGUGCAUCUUAGACUUAAUCAUGAUGUUGGUUGGAAAAACAUCAAGGUUAUCCUUUCAGAUGCCAACGUUCCAGGUGAAGGAGAGCAUAAAAUCAUGUCAUACAUUCGUCUUCAAAGAAACCUUCCUGGUUUUGACCCUAAUACUCGGCAUUGCUUGUAUGGACUGGACGCUGACCUGAUUAUGUUAGGCUUGGCAACUCACGAAGUUCAUUUUUCAAUCCUUCGAGAGGUGGUAUUCACUCCUGGACAGCAGGACAAAUGCUUCUUGUGUGGUCAAAUGGGACAUAUGGCUGCAGAUUGUGAAGGAAAAGCAAAGAAGAGGGCAGGUGAAUUUGAUGAGAAGGGCGAUGGUGUUGUCAAAAAGCCAUAUCAGUUUCUUCAUAUAUGGAUUCUUAGAGAGUACCUGGAGUUUGAAAUGAGGAUUCCCAACCCACCGUUUGAGAUUGAUCUGGAGCGCAUUGUUGACGAUUUCAUCUUCAUAUGUUUCUUUGUUGGCAACGAUUUCUUGCCACAUAUGCCAACACUGGAGAUUCGAGAGGGUGCUAUCAACUUGCUUAUGGCUGUUUACAAGAAGGAAUUUAGGUCGCUGGACGGCUAUCUAACUGAUGGAUGCAAGCCAAAUUUAAAGAGGGUGGAACAGUUUAUUCAGGCUAUUGGAUCAUUCGAAGAUAAGAUAUUUCAGAAAAGAACCAGGUUACAUCAGAGACAAGCUGAAAGAAUAAAGGGAGAUAAAGCUCGGAAAAGAAGAAUGGAUGAUGCAGCUCCCACAGUCCAGCCAGAGUCUCUUGUUCCCGUUGAAAGAUUUAGUGGUUCUCGACUUGCCUCGGCUCCUGUUCCUUCACCGUUUCAGCCUAGUGAUGGAGUAGGGUCUGCUCCACAUCAGAAAGCACGACGUCUAUCUUCAGGGUCCAGUAUUGGUGCUGCUAUUGUCGACGUCGAGAACAGUCUUGAACCUGACGAAAACGAGAACAAGGAAGAACUAAAGACAAAGCUCAAGGAGUUAAUCCGUGAGAAAUCUGAUGCUUUCAACUCGGAUACUCAUGAAGAGGAUAAGGUGAAGCUUGGGGAACCUGGAUGGAGAGAAAGAUAUUAUGAAGAGAAGUUCUCAGUUACAACCAUUGAAGAGAUGGAAAGAAUAAGAAAGGAUGUUGUUUUGAAGUACACAGAAGGCCUUUGUUGGGUCAUGCAUUACUACAUGGAAGGUGUUUGCUCCUGGCAGUGGUUUUAUCCUUACCACUAUGCACCGUUUGCUUCUGAUCUAAAGGAUCUGGGAGAGCUGGAUAUAAAGUUUGAGUUAGGGACUCCAUUUAAGCCUUUCAACCAACUUCUUGGGGUGUUCCCAGCUGCCAGUUCCCAUGCUCUUCCAGAGCGCUAUAGGACCUUGAUGACUGAUUCCAACUCUCCCAUCAUUGAUUUUUACCCAACUGAUUUUGAAGUUGACAUGAACGGGAAGCGUUAUUCGUGGCAGGGUAUUGCUAAGCUGCCUUUCAUUGAUGAAAGACGCCUUCUAGAGGCCGUUUCCGAAGUGGAGUUCACAUUGACGGAUGAAGAGAAGCGUAGAAACAGCAGGAUGUGCGACAUGCUUUUCAUAGCAACGUCUCAUCGCCUUGCUGAACUCAUCUUUUCUCUCGACAACCAUUGUCGGCAACUGAGUGCCAGGGAGAGAAUAGACCUUAAGGUUCAGAUCAAACCUGAGCUCAGUGAUGGUAUGAACGGCUACUUGACUCCUUGUUCAGGAGCGACUCGCCCUCCUAUAUUCAGGUCCCCAAUGGAGGGUAUGGAGGACAUCUUAGCCAACCAAGUCAUAUGUUGCAUUUACAGACUUCCGGAUGUACAUAGUCACAUAAACAGACCUCCUCCUGGUGUCAUCUUCCCUAAGAAGAUUGUGAACAUAGGUGACUUAAAACCACCACCUGCUCUUUGGCAUGAGGACAAUGGAAGGAGACCUAUGCAUAAUAAUAAUUAUAAUAAUAACAAUAAUCAUUAUAAUAAUAAUCAAGGAAGGCAAAACCCACCUGGAAGUUUAUCUGGGCUGCAUCUAGGAGACGCAGCACAUCGUCUUGUCACCAACAGCUUACAGACGAGAACAGACCGGCAUGGAUAUCAAGCAGCAGAUGGACAUCAUCAGCAGCAUCAUCAUGGUCACGGCUACAAUCAACCGCCCUAUGCUCCACAAGUUCCUUACCAGUAUGGUGGCUAUAAUGCUCCUCCACAUGGCGUCCAAGACUAUGCUCCGCCACAGUCAUCAAGACAACCUCCGUAUCAAAGCCGAGGUGGGUACCAACCUCGUGGAACCAGUGGGAGAUUCCCAUCGGAUCCUUACCCGGUUCAGUCACGUGGAGGAGGUCACCACCGUAACAGAGGUGGUGGAGGGUACUCUGGUGGCUACAACCAACAUCAUCAACAACAACAACAUUGGGAUGGUCAAGGUGGGGAGGAGCAUUAUAAUAACCAACGAGGGUAUGGUGGUGGUCAGCAUCAUCGUCAGCAAGGUGGUGACCGCAACCGUAGAGGAGGUGGGAGUCAUCAUCAUCAUGAUCAAGGCCCUAGACAUCAUCGAUAUUAAAA
Messenger RNA from Brassica oleracea var. oleracea, 3098 nucleotides. RefSeq names its product 5'-3' exoribonuclease 3-like. The record is from RefSeq and is a predicted model, not a curated record. Gene Ontology annotation, biological process: nuclear-transcribed mRNA catabolic process. Gene Ontology annotation, molecular function: 5'-3' RNA exonuclease activity; zinc ion binding; RNA binding. Gene Ontology annotation, cellular component: nucleus. The transcript has 23 exons. The coding region runs from base 1 to 3096 and encodes 1031 amino acids. Lineage: Eukaryota; Viridiplantae; Streptophyta; Magnoliopsida; Brassicales; Brassicaceae.